Epinephelus fuscoguttatus (brown-marbled grouper) is the source of this 2727-nucleotide messenger RNA. RefSeq names its product T-cell surface glycoprotein CD3 zeta chain-like. Bases 216 to 608 code for a protein of 130 amino acids. The transcript is spliced from 7 exons. The record is from RefSeq and is a predicted model, not a curated record. NCBI's taxonomy places the organism in Eukaryota, Metazoa, Chordata, Actinopteri, Perciformes, Serranidae.
CACAACACAGUCAGUGAGAGUUACUGUGGGUGUUGAAGGCUGUACAAUGCUUUGAAGUUCACACAGUCAACGUCUCAGUCCAUUGGCAGGUAGUCAGUUCAGCCACUUCCUCUGAUCACCCAGUGAAGCAACCAGCAACAACCAGAGGAGAGAAAGAAAGACAGAAAGAAAGAAAAGCUUGUUUCAGACAGGCAGAGAGACGAGGAGCGAGAGUCAUGAAUUCACUGAGGACAGGUGUGUUGGUGCUGUUUGUGCUCGUGGUGCCUGUUUCCUCUAAAGAGAUAUUUUUCACUCACCCGGUCAUCUGCUACUUUCUGGAUGCAAUCCUGGUUGUUUACUGCAUCGUGGCCACGGCGCUUUUCUUCAAAGAAAAGUUUUCUCACGUCCCGUCUGCUGCAGCACCUGCAGAUGACGGAGGCAUUUACCAGGAGCUCGACAGGAUGAAGGAUGAUGAUCCUUACCAGGUGCUCCAGCCAGUAAAAGCAAAAAAAAAAGGCAAGAAGAAGAAGAAAAAAUCUGAGGCGACUGCAGCCGAGGAGGAAGAUAGAGAUCCCUAUGAGACUUUGAUGCCCAACGGCUCAGCUGCACCUCCUGUGUCUCCACAAUGAACUCAGGGGCAGGCCCGUCCGCAGAAAUGACCGGGCCCCUGAACAGGUCCAGCGAAAGGGCCCUCACCAGAUCUACUUAUAUCAAUGCAUGCGUGUGUGCUCUUUCUCCUAGUAAACACAUACUGUGACGCCAGCUACCUCUUGGCUAGCUGUAACAUUAGCUCUCUGGCUAUCAUUCACCUCUUCGCCUCUUCGUUAGCUGUAACGUUAGCUCUCUGGCUAUCAUUCACAUUCAACCUGGCUGGGUUUUCAGAGCUGACUGAAAACAGUUUGUCACAACAUUAUUAUUUGGGUUUAAAGGCCUUUCCAGCUCUCUUUUUCUCUGCCAUAGCGAGGAAAUUCACUCCAACAUAAGCUAAUAGUUAGUUUAGAUCAGUGGUUCCCAACUGGGUCAAGAUUUCUCCUUCAUCAUUAAUUCAAAGUCCACAGAUUUUAAUGUCUUCAGGGCACAGACUGUAUAAAGAUGGCCGACAUGUUUGGUCUCCACUUACCCCCACUGUGCAGAAGUGACGCUAAAAUAUCCCGGAUAAGACCGCUGCCAUCUUGCUCUGGUGACGUCAUCAGUAGUAGUAGUAAUGGGCCGUUCCAUAUAGAUCUUACUGCUAGUAAGACGGUAGGAAAGACAGGAAGCUGCACAAAAUUACACAGUGACACGUUGGUCAAGACACGCCUCUUGGAGGCGGUUCUACCAGUAGCAGUCUUGUAUGAACUCGGAGGAUUACGAGUUUCAAAAGACGAAAGCGAAGUUGGCUGCGCCCUAUUUACCAUAAGUCUUCAUUUUCAUUACUCGUACACAUUAUAUAUGGGAAUAUAUUAUGGUAAUGCUUUAUGAUGUGUUGUUGUGCGUGGAAUGUCGUGUGUGUGUUGUUUACCUGUCGGUGUUGGUGAAAGUAGCUAGCAGUGUUGCUAAUGAUAAAGGCUCCACUACUGCAAUAGCGAUGACUGCUUUCUUGGAGGCAUCCAUCUUUGUUUACGUUUAGGUGGUAAAUGGUACAAACGCAAUCGGGAAUGCAUACCGCCAAUUUAAACAGGAAGUUACGACAUUUUACAACAUCAUCUUGAGUCUCAUCCCUAGUAGCAACGUAAAUGGAUCACAGCAUUACCCCCACUGUGCAGAAGUGAACUAAAAUAUCCUGGAUACGACUGCUGCCAUCUUGCUCUGGUGACGUCAUUCGGAGCCACAGUACAGUAGCGUUUCCGCGAUAUCAAGUUUCCCGCCCAUACACCCGUUCGACCAAUCGCAAGCAGUGACACUGAAUGUGCGCCCACUGAUUGGUUCACACAGUUGUCAAUCGUAUUGUAGAAAUCCGUGUUUGUAGCAUUGAAUAAAUAAUUAUAACCAAACCUAUCAGAAAAACUUAUAGGGGCUUAUAGGUUUAUGUUUUACACUUUGGGGAGCUGUCAUGUCGUCCAUCUUUAUGUGUAGUCUAUGAUUAAAACUCAUACUUGCAUUUAGCCAUGUUGUUGAGCUAGUUUUCUGUCUCUGUUAAGCAGCUGUCCAUUAGUCACUCACUCUACAGCAGGAAAUGGCACUUCAGAAUAAAAGCUCUGUGCCGGAAAUUGACUGUACUUCAAAAUAAAGUGUGUUUUUUAACAAAUUUGACAUAUUUGUGAGUCAUUUGUGGACCCAUCAUUUGGAAACUACUGCCUUAGACCAUUAGUUUAAAUUUCUCGGGUCAUGCGGCCAGCUGCUCUCUUUUUUUCUUUCUGUUGUUGUUGUUGUUGUUGUUGUUUUUUACCAGUUGCCCCAAAUGUCUUUAAAAAAAAGAGUAUUUUCAGGUGAGGGGGUUCUCAUUAUGAAACAGGCCACAUUUUACUGAAGUAAUAAUAUAUACAAUGUUUAUUUAGGGAAAACAGGGUUGCAUUCACUAGAUUUUACUCCCUAGAGGGCGCUGUUAACAAAUGUUGGUACUGAAAUUUUCAGUAUUGGGUUCAGAGGUUUAGUCAGUGGCAAAAGUCCCAGCUGGGGAAACUUUUCACAUGCUUUUCAGGAGUUGGUUGUCACAUGUAUUUUUCUUUUUGAAAAAUGUACUUAAAGGAAUGAUUUUUCCUGUUUUUGUUUUCUCAAUGUGUUAAGUUGUUGUAUUUCAAUAAAAAAAAUCUCAAUGAAAUUAAACAA